AAGAAGAAGAAGAAGUUGUUUCGUGGUCCAAUCUCGCGAGAACAUAGCUGAGCGGGUUGUCGAGAUCGAAGAGCAGGAGACGGCAAGCGUGAGUGAGGAUGUCUUUGAAUGAAGAGGGUUACGUUGUUAGGAUCAGAGGACUUCCCUGGUCCUGCACACAAGAGGAGGUGGCAAAUUUCUUUUCUGAAUGCUCACUGGACAUCGUGGGAAAGGUAAACGGAGUGUGCUUCACUUUCAAAGAAGGUCGUCCAAGUGGAGAAGCAUUCAUUGAGGUGAAAACAGCUGAUGAUUUUAAGACUGCCCUUUCCAAGGACCGUAAAUAUAUGGGACAUCGAUACAUUGAGGUGUUCAAGUCGAAUCGCAGCGAGAUGGACUGGGUGCUCAAACGUAGCGGCCCUGCUGACUAUGAUGGUGGCAGUGGUUGCAUGCUGAGGCUCAGAGGCCUGCCUUUUGGUUGCAGCAAGGAAGAAAUUGUUCAAUUCUUCUCAGGGUUGAGAAUCGUGCCAAAUGGGAUUACUCUGCCAGUGGACUACCAGGGGAGGAGCACAGGGGAAGCCUUCGUGCAGUUUGCCUCAAAGGAGAUAGCAGAAAAGGCUCUGGGGAAACACAAGGAAAGAAUAGGGCACAGGUACAUAGAGAUUUUUAAGAGCAGCCGUAACGAGAUCAGAGCCUACUAUGAACUUCCCCGAUCGGGGAUGGGAGGACAGAGACCAGGGCCCUAUGAUAGACCCAUGAUGGGGGGUCCCAGGGGUGGGUUUUUUGGAAACUCACCUGGCCGUGGUGGGUCUCUGAUGGAGAACGUGAGGAGUGGAGGGAGCUAUGGAGGAGGUUAUGGAAACUUUGACAACUACAACGGAUUCAGCAGUUACCAUUUCAGCGAUGGCAUGUUUGACGAGCGGCUGAGAGGAGAAAGAUUGGGCAGAGGAAUGGGAGGCCACAGUUACAGCAGUCAUGGUGAUUCUGGUGCGGGUCUUCAUGGUGGCCACUUUGUCCACAUGAGGGGUUUACCGUUCCGUGCCACAGAGGGAGACGUUGCCAGAUUCUUUGCUCCUUUGAAUCCACUGAGGGUUCAUAUCGAUGUGUCUCCGAGUGGAAAGGCAACUGGAGAGGCAGAUGUGGAGUUCCGCUGCCACGAAGAUGCUGUGGCGGCCAUGUCCAAAGACAAGAACCACAUGCAGCAUCGUUACAUCGAGCUUUUCCUCAACUCAACAGCAAGUGGAGCAGAAAUGAGCCGUGGUGGUUACUAUGGUAACUCAGGAGGGGAUGGAGGCUUACGGAGCAGAGGGCUGCGAGGCACGUACUGAUGACAUCAUUCCACCCAUUAUUAUUAGUCCACAUUUACUCAUUAAUGUUUCUAAGCAGAGAGCUGAUCUGAGGUCACCUGUGUGUCAGAGCUUUGUUUUAUUGUGGGUUUUUUUUCACCAACAGACAAAUCAGAUGCGACUUUAACAGUAAUAAUUGCGUUCAGCUCCAAAAAUAAAAUGUUUCAUUUUAAGGUUGACUUUUGUGCCCGCAGAAUAUAGUUCAUCUUUUAUUUAUUUGUACAUUGUCAACCUUGUACAGUCAACAAAUGUUUUUGUUCGAUGUAGAGGAGUGGAAAAAUAGUGCAGUUUUGUUGUAAUUUGACAGAAUUCAAAAUUUUUAUGAGACUUGGGCAGUACUUUUUCCCCUCUUGUGCUGCAUAAUAAUUUGUCCUGUUAUCUGGUGGAUGUGUUAAAGCUUCAUGGUUGAGUCAGGUGAUGAAUCACCAACAGAAGAGUUUUGAUUAUUAUUACAGAUGUAUGAUGGUUCAGUAAAAAUUGGUAAAAAAAAAAAAGAACUUAAAAAUAUUUUAAAUGCGUUUGUUGACUUGGCUUUACGUUGUGAUUUUAGAUCAGAUUUUCUGCUUUGAACUGGUAAUUUGUGAGGUAGGUUUUUUUCCCCCUUUUUGUUUUCAGUUGAUAACAGAAUCAAAAAAUUUGAAUAUUCUCUGCGUGAAAUCAAAUUGAGUAUAUUUGAGCUGUACUUUAGCUUGUAUAAGCUGUUGUACAUUUUGCCUAAUAAAUUUUAUAUUUAAGCCUG
This is a messenger RNA of Thalassophryne amazonica, 2061 nucleotides long. It is a transcript of the gene hnrnph3, whose product is annotated as heterogeneous nuclear ribonucleoprotein H3 (2H9). Gene Ontology annotation, molecular function: RNA binding. Lineage: Eukaryota; Metazoa; Chordata; Actinopteri; Batrachoidiformes; Batrachoididae. Gene Ontology annotation, cellular component: ribonucleoprotein complex; nucleoplasm. Gene Ontology annotation, biological process: regulation of RNA splicing. The record is from RefSeq and is a predicted model, not a curated record.